Homarus americanus (American lobster) is the source of this 997-nucleotide messenger RNA. RefSeq lists its product as uncharacterized. The record is from RefSeq and is a predicted model, not a curated record. NCBI's taxonomy places the organism in Eukaryota, Metazoa, Arthropoda, Malacostraca, Decapoda, Nephropidae. The transcript is spliced from 6 exons. Gene Ontology annotation, molecular function: ligand-gated monoatomic ion channel activity; signaling receptor activity. The coding region runs from base 37 to 816 and encodes 259 amino acids. Gene Ontology annotation, biological process: monoatomic ion transport. Gene Ontology annotation, cellular component: membrane.
GGCAGGGAGUCCGUUGGGCGUUCCGAUCUCUCCACUAUGGUCUGGACUUCCUACAUUUGGACGUUUGGCACUGUUAUUUCUCAGGCGUCAACUUGGUCGCCACAGAGGGACUCUGUUCGACUUCUUUCUGGCCUGUGGCUGCUGAUAUCAGUCAUCUUGGUUCUAGUUUACCGUUGUAACCUGAAGGCGAUGCUCAUCAUGCCCAAGGUUCAAGUCCCCUUCAACAGCCUCGAGGAGUUGAUGGAGACGGACAUCCACGUGUUUUUACCUGAAGGGACGCUGAUUCAUUAUCUUGUAACGAUCGCUCCACCCGGCUCCCUGCUCCACCGAGUCAACGACCGGCUCACACUCCACACUAGCCCGCCUCUGGCAAUGAAGGAAAGCAGUGCUGGAAAAUAUGUUAUCGUCGCCUCUGAUUUCGUAAUGAGACCUCUUUUUCACGAUAUGUUCUCAAUGGCAAAUUCCUGUCCCAUGUAUAUUGCGUCUGAGCGUAUCUACACUGGAAUAUCUUCUGGCUUCGCAUUUCCCAAGGGCUCGCCUCUCAAACACGUGCUGGACCCCAUUCUCAGAAGACUUCUGGAAUUUGGCAUCCUCGAACAUUUGUAUCUUUCUGCAGUACGUAAUGGAACCGUUUGUUUUACACCUGAGUCCUUCACCAGACCCAAAAACAGCCUUCGGCCACUGAAACUGGAGGACUUUUAUGGCGUCUUCGCUGUUUAUGCCGGAGGAAUGUUGUUGGCGUCUGUGGUGCUGCUGGUGGAAGUGGCUCUCAAGGGUCACCAGGCACUCAAAGGUCGGCCUGAACUACAACACUGACUUGGGGUCGGUCAGUGGCGUUACUGCUGGAAACAUCAAAGGGCAUGUGCGAUCAUCACAUUAAGUGAAGAAAUAAAAUCCUUUUUUGUUACUGGAAAAGUUAUGAAGUAUAUUAGUAAAUUAUCUUAGAUAGAUUUAUUUGUGUUUAACAUUUAUGAGCAAAAUAAAACGCUUUGAAGGC